Exophiala aquamarina CBS 119918 is the source of this 1455-nucleotide messenger RNA. RefSeq lists its product as uncharacterized. The record is from RefSeq and is a predicted model, not a curated record. Lineage: Eukaryota; Fungi; Ascomycota; Eurotiomycetes; Chaetothyriales; Herpotrichiellaceae. Bases 1 to 1455 code for a protein of 484 amino acids. Gene Ontology annotation, molecular function: 1,3-beta-glucanosyltransferase activity. Gene Ontology annotation, cellular component: fungal-type cell wall; cytoplasm. The transcript has 3 exons. Gene Ontology annotation, biological process: fungal-type cell wall (1->3)-beta-D-glucan biosynthetic process.
AUGGCUCAGUUUUCUCUGCGCCUCCUGGCCCUCGUGGCGUGCUUCACUUCCUAUGUUCUCGCAGUCUCUCCAAUUGAGGUCAGAGGGGCCGAUUUUGUCAACAGUGUCGACGGCACACGAUUUCAGAUGAUUGGUGUGGCAUACCAACCAGGUGGAUCGUCUGGCUUCAACCCAGAGCUAAAGAUUGACCCUUUGAGCGAUGCCGAUGUCUGUCUCCGUGAUGCUGUUCUCAUGCAGCGACUUGGUGUCAAUGCUGUCCGAAUCUACAAUCUCAACCCUGAUCUGGACCAUAGCGAAUGUGCCUCCAUCUUCAAUGCGGCUGGUAUCUAUAUGAUUCUCGACGUCAACAGCCCUCUGCCGAACCAAUCUCUGAACCGCGGUGCUCCAUGGGAGUCAUACAGCGAAGUUUACCUGGAACGUGUCUUCCAAGUCGUCGAAGGCUUCAUGCAUUUCAAUAACACUCUGGGCUUCUUCAGUGGCAACGAGGUUAUCAACGAGGACUCCGUGCCAGAGGUCCCUGCCUACAUCAGAGCUGUGACCAGAGAUAUCAAGGACUACAUUUCAGCACGAGGCAUCAGACCCAUCCCAGUUGGCUACUCCGCAGCCGAUGUUCGCCCCCUUCUAAUGGGCACCUUCGACUACAUGGCUUGCAACCUUGAUAACGAGACCAGCUCUAAGAUUGACUUUUUCGGCCUCAACUCCUACUCGUGGUGUGGCGAUGCUAGUUUCACGUCUUCGGGCUACGAUGUCUUGGUUGAUGAUUUCAGCAACACCACCAUUCCCAUCUUUUUCUCCGAAUACGGCUGCAAUCAGGUCCAGCCUCGCACAUUCACCGAGGUCGGAGCCUUGUACUCGGAGCAGAUGACCGGAGUCUUCUCUGGCGGUCUGAUCUACGAGUAUACUCAAGAGCCCAACGACUACGGUCUAGUCGUCCUGAAUGACAACGACACCGUCUCCAUUCUGAUUGACUAUGACAAUCUCCGUGAUCAAUACAACCAGAUAGACGUUGAGGCGCUUGUGAGAGCCAAUUCUACAGCCACCGGGUUGAAAGCACCGGAUUGCGCCGUUAGCCUAGUCUCUAGUACCAACUUCACCCAGAGUUUCGGCAUUCCUGCCCGUCCUGAUGGUGUCGACGAUCUCAUUGAGAAGGGUGUUCAGGGCAAUUUCCCUCAAGGCACCGAACGGGUCACUACUACCAGUGUGGGACAUACCGUGUACGCGGUUAACGGGCAGGAGAUCACUGGACUAGAACUCAACAUUCUGGCCGAUGAUCAAAGCAAUCUUCCAGGAAACAACACUAGUGGUACCACCCCUGAAGGAGGCAGCUCGCCAUCUGGUACCACCACAGGCAGUUCCCCAUCGGACACAGGCAAUGCUGCAGUGAAGGUCGAUAACGUCAAGUUUGGAUCGAUGAUAGUCGGUGUUUUGUCACUUGGUCUCUACAUGCAGCUGUGA